This is a messenger RNA of Prosopis cineraria, 1801 nucleotides long. Its product is annotated as probable LRR receptor-like serine/threonine-protein kinase At1g56140. The transcript is spliced from 9 exons. Gene Ontology annotation, biological process: protein phosphorylation. The record is from RefSeq and is a predicted model, not a curated record. Gene Ontology annotation, molecular function: protein kinase activity; ATP binding. The coding region runs from base 252 to 1490 and encodes 412 amino acids. NCBI's taxonomy places the organism in Eukaryota, Viridiplantae, Streptophyta, Magnoliopsida, Fabales, Fabaceae.
GUACCCCUCCCACCCUGCUCACAUCUCUAUACUUCAACAAUAACAAUGGCACCAAGUAAAUUGAUAUCAACAUAACAAGGACAUGCCUUAAUAUAUGUCCAUCAACAUAACGAGGAUGCUUGAAUCACCCGACAUGCCUUCCUCCUCCAGGCUAUCUCGCUCAGCAUCCAUGAGAUUGGGACAUUUAGCAGUAUAGUUUUCUCAAAUUGCCUAGCUUGUCAGAUUGGCUACAUAAUGGGAUAGGAGGACUAAUGGUGAGUUUUGAGACUUUAGUGGAGCCUCCUUCACAUUCUGAAGUUAUCCAGCUUCCAAUGGCCCAGCUCAGUGGCUUCGGAGCAGUUGAGUUUUUUGUGGUAGUGAUAAUAAUGCUCAUCAUAUUGUUGAUCGUUGUGUUUCUCUGUCGGAAGCGUAUCAAAGCAGCAUUAUUGCAGACAAAAACGAAACCUCCAAUAGAGGUAAUGGAGAUAAUAGCUUCUUCGACGAAGCAGCAAGGAUCUAAGGAGUUUUUUAGCGGUGGUGUUCAUGAAAUGAGCUAUUUUGACUUUCAGACCCUUAAGAAGGCAACAAUGAAUUUUCAUCCUGAUAAUCUUCUUGGAAGUGGUGGAUAUGGGCCUGUUUUUCGGGGAAAGUUGGCAGAUGGGAGGCUAAUUGCAGUGAAAACAUUGAAUCUGAACCAAUCCCAAGAAGGAGAAAAACAAUUUCUGGCAGAGGUGAGACUGAUUACAAGUAUCCAACACAAAAAUCUUGUUCGCCUUCUAGGAUGCUGCACCGAUGGGCCUCAAAGGAUACUAGUGUAUGAAUACAUGAAGAACAGAAGCUUGGACCUCAUAAUCAAUGGACAGAGUGAUCAGUUUCUGGAUUGGAGCACUAGAUUCCAAAUCAUCCUUGGAAUUGCACGGGCAUUGCAAUACCUGCACGAGGAUUCACACAUGAGAAUUGUUCACAGAGACAUCAAAGCAAGCAAUAUUCUUCUUGAUGACAAGUUUCACCCGAAGAUUGGAGACUUUGGACUGGCUAGGUUCUUCCCUGAAGACCAAGAUUGCCUCAGUACUCCAUUUGCUGGAACAUUGGGAUAUACUGCUCCUGAAUAUGCUACUAGAGGAGAACUGUCAGAAAAGGCUGAUAUCUACAGUUUUGGAGUUGUAUUGCUUGAAAUCAUCAGUUGCAGAAAGAACACAGAGUUUAGUUUACCGUCUGAAAUGCAAUACCUUCCUGAAUAUGCAUGGAAGCUUUAUGAGAAAUCAAUGCUGAUGGAUCUGGUAGAUCCGAAACUGCGAGCACAUGGAUUGGUAGAGAAGGAUGUAAUGCAAGCAAUUCAUGUGGCCUUGUUGUGUCUGCAAUCUAGUGCUAGCCUGAGGCCUCCCAUGUCAGAAAUUGUAGCACUGUUAACCUUCAAGAUCGAAAUGGUUAAAACUCCAAUGAGACCAGUAUUCCUUCAUCUAAGGCGUAAACAGGCUGCUGCUGAUGAUAAUGAUAAUGAUGAGACUUGAUGAGAAGCAUUCUUGAGGAGCCUUAUAUAUAUAUAUAUAUAUCCAAGGCUACUGUUGCAAAUUUUGCAGUCAAACAAGAGAAAAUUCCUUGUGUCCUCUUGGUGGAUCCCCUGAACAUAUUAAAUGUACUGAUCUAGAUUGUACAUGAUGCACCACAUGUACAGCAGAAUUAUGAUUUCUUCAAUCUGUGAAAUGUCACUAACUAAUAAGCGAAGUACAUAUUUAUUUGGGGACAUAAUAUAAGUUGCAAUCUUGAAUGAAUAAAGCUAAGCUAUAUAUGCAAAGGCAGGAGGAUGUGAACUAGUUAUGUA